This is a messenger RNA of Indicator indicator, 3165 nucleotides long. It is a transcript of the gene TTC34, whose product is annotated as tetratricopeptide repeat domain 34. The transcript is spliced from 7 exons. Gene Ontology annotation, molecular function: protein binding. NCBI's taxonomy places the organism in Eukaryota, Metazoa, Chordata, Aves, Piciformes, Indicatoridae. Bases 1 to 3165 code for a protein of 1054 amino acids. The record is from RefSeq and is a predicted model, not a curated record.
AUGUCCCCUCAGGAGCUUGCUGCACUGAUCUGCAAAGAAGGGGAUCACCACCUCUCCCAGGAGGAGUUACCAGUAGCCACUGCUUUCUACAUGGCUGCCUUCAGCUGCAGUGCCCCCACAGCAGUGCAGAAAGUGAACUCCUUGGACAGAGGGCUCUGGGAGAAGGUGACAGCCACUCUGGAGACGUGGUGCAAAGGCGAGAGUCAGAUCCCCAAGAUCCAGAGCAAGAACUUGGCUGUUGUCUCCCUCAGUGUAGGAAUAGCUGCAAUCUUUCUCUCCACCUUAAGUCCCAACAACGUGGUAUCCUCAGUGUAUAAACUGGAGGCCCUGCUCAGGCAAGGAUGCUCGGAGGAGGUGGUGAAUAAGUGCAAUGCCCUGCUCAAGGUUAACCCAAAGUACUCCAUGGAACUGCUGCUGCUGAGGGCGCUGGCAUGUGUGCUGUCAGGGACACAGGUCAGGAAGGGAGUUGCAGACUAUAUUCAAGCCUUUGUGAAGCAUGGGGCUGAGGCAGUGACCUAUGUGUGCACUAGGCAGAGGGAACACCUGCCACAGGUCCUCCUGGCCUUCUCUAAUUAUCUUUCUACAGAUCAGAAAGCAAGCCCAGAUGGCAGUUCCUUGGAGCAGUGGCUGGGCAACUGCUAUGACUUCCUGUCUGCAGUGGCACCAGAUGAUGUCUGGGUUUGCAGGGUGCUGGCAGCCUACCUUUUGAAGAAAAGCAAAUUUGAGGAGUGUGUGGCAGCUUGCAGCAAGGCCCUCAAGGUCUUCUCAGCUGCUAACAAUGUCAGAGAUGAGGAAGCUGUGGGUCUGCUCUUGGAACGGGCUGCUGCCUAUUUCUCCUUGGGUGGCCGCACUCAGGAAAUGCUGCAGGAUUUGGCAGAAGCCUUUGCAGCAAGCCCUGCCCAGGCAAUGAAACACUUUGAAGAGCUCUUCUCAGCACAUGACAGCAAGAGGAUAGCAGAGCAGGCUAGAGCUGUCCUGGAGGUGAAGUUUGCGGCAUACCGGGAGGCUGUGCGUGCUCGGACUGAGCUCAGAGGCAGCCACGGCAGGGAGCUGCUCCCCUCUGUCAUCCAGACAGUUCAGCUCCUCCUGCAGGUCUGCCCAGACUCCACACGGGAGCUCAGCGUCCGGCUGGCAGACUGCCACCUCCUGCAUGGACACGUCCAGGCUGCCCUGGACAUCUGUGACCGUCUCUUGGCAGCAGAGCAGAAAACUUACUACAACACUCUCUUAGCUCUGCGAGGAUUCUGCUCCCUCCAUGCCCACGACCAUCAGCAAGCCCUGCAGGACUUUCAGAAGGUCAUUGAGCACGACUCCCCACACCCCAGCAGCUGCAUCAAAGCCUUGUGUGGACGUGGACUUAUCCGGGUUGCUGGUGGCAGCCAUUACUUGACAGCCCUAGAUUAUAUCACAGCUUGCCAGUUGAAGCUGGAAGAAACCAUCUUCACAAUCAAGUCCUAUGUGCCAUGGAACCAAAGAGGCCUGCUGCUAAAAGUCCUCCAAGAAGAAGGACAGAAGAUGCUGCAGAAGAAGAGGUACCCAGGAGAUGACGCAGCCCAUGGGCAGAGAGAGAAAUGGGGCUAUGCCCCUGGGGUUUUCCAGCUGGCUUCUCUCUUGGUGGAGCUGGACCCCUCUGAUGAAGCAUCACGGAUCCUUUGUGCUGAUGCCCUGUACCAGAUGGGCUGUGUAGAAGAAGCUCACAAGCUCCUCUCAGUAGCACUCUCCAGAAAUCCACAGAGGUCUCCCAUCCUGGCUAGACUUGCACUCCUGCAGCUGAAGAAAGGAUUCAUGUAUGAUGGCAACCAGCUGCUAAAGAAAGUGAUCAGAGUUGGAGAUACCUCCUGCCUGCUGACAAUCAUGGACAUUUUCAAAGAUGAAGACAGGAAGCUGAUGCAAAGGCACUGCCAUUUCAGAGCACUGACCAUCCUGAAGAACAAACAGGAGGAUGCUGACAUCAAGGAGGCCAUUGCUUACCUUUCCUUUGCCAUCAUUGCUUCAGGUGGCUAUGCUGAGGAUUGCCUUCUGCUCAGGGCUCGAUGCUAUGGCUGCCUUGGCCAGAAGAAAACUGCUAUUUUUGACUUCAAUGCCAUCCUCAAAGAGGACCCCAGGAAUGUGAAAGCUCUGAGUGGCCGAGGACUGAUUUACCUUGCUCUGAAGCAGCAGAAGGAGGCAGUGCAAGAUUUGAUCUCAGCACUGAAGGUGGAGGCAGGAGCAGUGAUCCAAACCAUCCUGUCCUUAAAGCAUGAGCCCCAAGGGCUGAUCACUCAGUGGCUCCUCCAGCACGGCAGGACUGCGUUAGCUGAGUUCGUGGCUACUAAAGACCUCUCAAGAGAAGAAACCCUCAGGGAUCUCCUGCUGAUUGCAAAAUCACUCAUUAAGAUCUGCAGGGAUGUGCAGUACCACACCUUCUAUACGGAUGUUUUGAUUGCAAAUGGUAAGUAUGAAGAGGCCUUCACUCACCUUCAGAAAGUAUUUGGCCACUCUCUUGGUGAUGACUUUGCUAGUGCAAGGCUGGCAGUGCUGCAGCUGAAGAGGAGGAACCUGGCAGUGGCAGCUCACUCCUUCAGCAUCCUGGCCAAGAGAGAUGAACAAGAGUUGGAGUUCCUCCUGAACUUCGUAGAUGCUAAGCAACAGCAGCACCUCUGUAAGGCAGCAGCCCAGGAAGGAAAUGCACUGACCAAGAGCCACCGCUAUGAGAAGGCUCUCGGUUAUUACACCCUGGCAGUCUUGGCCAGCAAAGAUAACCCAAGGUACCUGAGACAGAGAGCUGCUUGCCUCAUGCACCUGAAGAGAUAUGACAAAGCUUUAAAAGAUAUGGAGAAAGUGAUCCAGAGGCAUGGCUCCAACAGCCUCAAAACCCAGGUGGAGGACCUCUGCGCGAAGGGUCGCCUGCUGCUGUGCAUGGCUGAGGAAGCAGCAGCAGUCCAGCAGUAUAUUGAGGCAUUGCAGAGAGAGGAGUCCACAGCCCUGUGCAGCAUCAUGAAUGCUCCUGGCAGUGACAUUUUAACCAGGACAUUUCACAAGAUUGCCCAAUACAACUUUGACACUCAGCGUUACGAAGAGGCCUGGAAGAUCACCGACUAUGGUCUGAAAAUCGCUAACAACAGUGAGCUGAAGCAGCUGAAAACAAGGCUGAAGCGAGAGGCAUCAAGCUGCAGCAUACACUGA